Molecule: messenger RNA, 1686 nt
Organism: Corylus avellana
Lineage: Eukaryota; Viridiplantae; Streptophyta; Magnoliopsida; Fagales; Betulaceae
Source: RefSeq, a predicted model, not a curated record
AUGGAAGAAGGUGCUAUCAACAAUCCAUCAACGAGUCAUCCUCAAAGGGCUUCUUCUGGAGAAUCUACCAAUCAACAAAUACCCUCUUCCUUUCCAUCAUUUCCUACACACUUGGAUCAGGGAGCAUCUUUUAUUCAACAAGAAAUAGCUAAUGCAGGAGAUGCUAGCCUUGAGGCUCUGUGGCCGCUUUUCGUUAAAAUUCAGCCUUCUUUAAGCUCUCUUCUACAAGAUUUGGCUAACUGGGAUGCACCUAGGUUAUUACCGGCGCCAAAAUUUGACGACGCCCAAGAAAAUAGCUCAUCACAAGAUGAACUGGAGCAGAUUGUGUCAGAGGUGCCAAGCUCAAGGAGGGAAAGAAUAAUAGAUGAAAAUCGUGCCCAGUGUGGUCCCCUCCUUCAUGCUGCCAUAAAAGGUGAUUGGCCGGCUGCUAAGGCUUUUCUUGAGAAAUACCCACAUUGUGUUCGGGCUAACGUGUCGAAAGAAGAAGGGACGGCACUUCACGAAGCCGUGGUUGCACAACAAACCACUUUUAUAAAAGAAUUGUUGAAACUGAUGACUCCAGAAGACUUGGAGUUGAGAACCAAACAAGGAGCUACGGCCCUUCACUUUGCAGCUCAAUCAGGAAUAGUGAGAAUUGCUGAGCAGCUGGUGAAAAUCAACAAUAACCCGCUAUUGAUUGAUGAUUGCGAUGAAAGGACACCGCUUCAAUAUGCAGUUGAGCUAGGACGCCAUAGAAAUAUGGUCUCCUAUCUAUUCUCUGUGACUCCUCUUAAACAGUUGACUGCUCAUCAACGCUCGGAGCUCCUUCUUUAUGCUGUUUCCUCUGAUUUUUUUGAUAUAGCAUUGAAAAUUUUGGAAAUGGAUCCAAACAUAGCAAAUGCCGAUUCUGAAUGUGGGCCAACAGCUUUGUCAAUGUUGGCCAAGAAAACUUUUGCAAUUGGCAGCACAAGUCAGCUUUCGUUCUGGAAAAGUCGCUUAAAUUCCUGGUUCAUAGGGAUAUGUAACAAAGCUUCGAUGAAGACAUUAGCCCAUCAAUUAGUUGAAGACCUUUGGAAAAUGCUUGGAGUUCCAGACAAACAGUUCUCAUCGAACUUGCUUCGCUAUCAUAUGACUUUAAUUUUUGAAGCUGCAAAAGUUGGAAAUGUUGAAUUUCUAAUUAUACUUGCACGCUCUUAUCCUGACCUUCUAUGGCAAAAAGACGAAAAAAACAUGACUUUAUUUCACAUUGCUAUUGUAUAUCGGCAAGAGAGUGUGUUCAAUCUAAUAUAUGAGAUAGGUACUAACAAGGAUACCAUUGGAUCCUUUCUUACUUCGGAAACCAAUGAAAACAUGUUGCAUUUAGCUGGACAAUUGCCUAGUUCAGAUCGACUAAGUAUCGUAUCAGGAGCGGCCCUUCAAAUGCAACGGGAGUUGUUGUGGUUUAAGGAGAUAGAAAAGAUUGUACCGCCAUCAUACUUGAACCAGAAGAAUUCAAAUGGUCAAACACCUAAGGAGAUAUUUAUAGAGGCACAUACAGAUUUACAAAAAGACGGAGAAACGUGGAUGAAGGACACAUCAAACUAUUCAAUGCUCGUGGCAACAUUGAUUGCCACUGUGAUUUUUGCUGCAGCCUUCACUGUACCAGGUGGCAACAAUCAAGAAACAGGCACUCCUAUUUUUUUGAGAAGUACCUGGUUUAUGGCAUGA